UCCAGGCAAUAGAAACUGUUGACGGAUCUUGGUGUUUGGGUUCGGGUCUGGACCCGAUCCAGUAUGUCCUAAUUAGGGCAUACUUAUAUCAUUGUAAACCCUAAUCUAAAGUUUUAAUGAAAUCUUAAAAGAGAGAGAGUCUGGUCGCUAGUGGGCGCCAGUUCCUCCUCGUUCGUGGUUUUUUUCUUCAAGCUGAGGGUUUUUCCACGUUACAUCAUGUUAAUCGUAUUCCUUUAUUCUUGAUCUUCGUGUUUCUACAUGGUAUCAGAGCCGUGAAGUUCCGGCGUGUCUGAUUCGCGUUUUGUUUCUGUUGUGGUCGUGUGAGAGGAGGACUCGUGCCGGCACUGUUCAUUGACCAUCGCCCGACGCCGUGCCGUUAGUGUUUGCUGCCCGAUGGGGACGCGGUCAUCGCCCGACGCUGUUGGUGUUCAGGCAUCUAUUCCAACAACUCACUCGGCGCCGUUGGAGUUCCGGCGUCUUUUCUAGCGCCUCACUCGACGCCGUUGGAGCUCCGGCGACGCCUCGACGCCCUCUGGAGUUCUUUCCGGAGACUCUGUUUCUGCCCUGCUUGCCGCUGUGAAGCUCCGGUGGACCUCGACGAAGGCUGUUGUGCCCGACGGUGCAUCUUCUGGCUGCAUCGCCUGAGAACGUUGCCGCCGCCGCCCCCAGCGUCUCCAACUGCGUCGCCCGUUGUUACUCCAUCGCCUGGUGGAGUCCCUGCGUCGCCCGGUGGAGUCCCAGCGUCACCAGCUGUUGCCGCCCUGCCGCUGCCUAGCCUCUGCCGCCCUGCUUCUGACGCUCCGCCCUGCUGCCUCAGCGUCGCCCGACGCUCCUUGUCGCCCUGUUGCCUCAACGUCGCCCGACGCUCCCUGUCCGUUGCUUCUUGCCCCCCCUUCACCGUCUGCCUUGCCUGCUGCCUUGCCUUGCCUGCUUCAUCGUCUGCCGUUGUGCCUUGCCUUGCCUACUUCAUCGUCUGCCGCUGCUCGCUGCUACUGUUCCUUUUCUGCUCUCUUUAUAGCGCUGGUCUGUGAUUAUGGCAGCGUCUUCCUCGUCCACCGUCAACACUGAUCAAUCUGAAAUUGGGUCUUAUAGACCUGAGAAUGUUCCCGUUCAAGUCACAACUAUUCGCCUUACCAAGGAGAACUAUGUCUCGUGGUCGGCUGCUAUGACUAUGGGGAUUGCAGGCCGCGGUCGGAUUGCCUAUAUCAAUGGAAGAAAACCUGAACUGGCAGAGACAAGUGGUGUGUGGGACACUUGGUUUCUUGAGGAUAAUCAAGUAAAAACUUGGAUUGUCAACUCUGUUUCAGCUGAUAUCCAACCCCUUAUUCUUCGAAAGAAGACUGCGAGAGACAUGUGGGUGAUUUUGGAGCAAAUGUAUGGCCAGAAGAAAACAACUAUCCGGACUUACCAACUCAUGAAGACUGUCUAUGGAAUUCGUCAAAGGAACUUAUCUGUUGCAGAUUAUUAUGGGGCUUUGAAAGCCAAGUGGGAGGUUCUUGAUUAUUAUUAUGACAUUAAGUGGCAUUGUCCUUAUGAUCAGGCACUUCAUGUUGCUAAAGAGUGGGAAAAUAGGGUGUUCCUCUUAUUAGCUGGUUUAAAUGAUGAGUUUGAAGGUGUUAGAAGCCAGAUUCUGAAUUCAGGAGAAGUGUCGAGUAUUGAGGAUGUGUAUUCUCGUGUUGAAGCUGAAGAACAGAGGAGGCUGGUUACUGCUGGGGGAAAGAGAAAUCUCAUGUCAUAUAAUGAGAGAUCUGCUCUUGUUAGUCGGGGUCCUGGACGCACCACUAGAUCUCUUCGUAGAUGUACUCAUUGCAAGAAGAAUGGUCAUACUGUGGAUUUUUGUUGGGGUCUUCAUCCCGAGAAAAAGGGUAACAAAGGGAAAUCAUCUAAUGGGAAGCCGACUGUCUCUGAGGAGACAAAAUCUAGUGGAGGAAAGAUCUCCAUUUCUGCUGAACAACUUCGGGAACUGAGGGCUUAUUUGGGUCGGAUCGAUGUCAAUCAGGUUGAGGCAUCAGAUGAGAUAAAGGCUAGUCAUGCUCUUGCCAUUGUAGGGAUAAAGGACUUGGCGACAGGGAAGAGGAUUGAGAUUGGUUUGGCGUCUGAUGACUUAUAUCGUCUUCCCAUACGCGUGGCCACGGCUCUUGUGACAGCGAUCAGCAUGACAGAAAAGCACAGAGAAGAUUGUCUUCAGUCCUUCUUGUAUUGGCAUGAACGCCUUGGGCAUUUACCUUUUGGGAUUUUGAAACAGUUGUUUCCCGAUUUGUGUUCCACUCUGAAUUUGUCGUUGAUUUCUUGUGAUGUAUGUCAGUUUGCCAAACAUGUGAGGGCUUCGUACCCUAUUUCUACUAGUCGUGUUAAUGAAGCUUUUUCCUUGGUUCACUCUGAUGUGUGGGGGCCUUCGGGAAUUCAUACCCGUCAAAGUUUUCAAUAUUUUAUAACUUUUAUUGAUGACUUCUCUCGGACCACCUUUGUGUACUUGUUAAAGGAUCGAAGUGAGGUACCUCAUAUCAUAGAAACCUUCAUUCUACUUGUGCAAACUCAAUAUGGUGGAACGGUUAAACCUUUCGGUCGGAUAAUGCCCGUGAGUAUAUGUGUCAGCCAGUUGAGGAGUUCUUUCGAAAAAAGGGGAUUGUUCACGAGACGUCCUGUAGUUAUACUCCCCCACAAAACGGGGUGGCUGAGAGAAAGAAUCGCCAGCUCCUUAAUGUCACCAGAGCCCUUUUAUUUCAGAGGAAUCUUCCAAAGCACUAUUGGGGUGAUGCAGUUCUCACUAGUGUGUAUCUCAUCAACCGCAUGCCCAGUUGUGUGUUGAAUGGUCGGACUCCCCAUUCUUUAAUUUCGAGAAGUCGUCAACCUUUUCUCCUCCCUCCUCGUGUUUUUGGCUGGGUGUGUUUUAUUCAUGAUCACAGUCCCAAUGUCAAGAAACUUGAUCCCCGGUCUAUUAAGGGUGUGUUUGUUGGGUAUUCUCCUACUCAGAAAGGGUAUAAGUGUUUUGAUCCUACCACUGGUCGAGUUUAUGUUACACGGGAUGUUACCUUCUUGGAACAUGCCUCUUACUUUUGUGAGAAUCCUCUUCAGGGGGAGAAGUUUGUGGUUAGGGAAGAGUAUUCUCAAAGUCAGGAGAUUCAAUUUACAGAAUUUUUAGACUAUAAGAAAGGAGAACCUCUCACAGUUGUUGAUGUACCUGAGAAGGAGGAAGGAUGUGACACUGGAACUGAGAAGGAAGGUCAUCGUUUGUUUGGACAGGUCUACUCUAGACGAGGUGCUCGGACAGAGGAGGUGACUUGUGGUGCGAGAUCUACUUUCAAUCCCAAUGCCAUUCCUUCCCUGGAUGAACCAAGUCCUACCUUGAAGAUUCAAGAUGGGGUUGAAAAGAAAAAUGAAGAUCUUCCCAUUGCCCUGAGGAAAGGUGUCAGGUCAUGCACUCAACACCCGAUUGGUAAUUUUGUAUCUUAUUUUAGACUUAGCAAAGAUUACAAGUGU
Molecule: messenger RNA, 3480 nt
Organism: Nymphaea colorata (pocket water lily)
Lineage: Eukaryota; Viridiplantae; Streptophyta; Magnoliopsida; Nymphaeales; Nymphaeaceae
Exons: 2
Coding region: 1034-2809 (591 amino acids)
Molecular function (GO): nucleic acid binding
Source: RefSeq, a predicted model, not a curated record